Messenger RNA from Talaromyces stipitatus ATCC 10500, 1904 nucleotides. Its product is annotated as alpha-amylase, putative. NCBI's taxonomy places the organism in Eukaryota, Fungi, Ascomycota, Eurotiomycetes, Eurotiales, Trichocomaceae. Gene Ontology annotation, molecular function: alpha-amylase activity. Gene Ontology annotation, biological process: oligosaccharide catabolic process. Bases 1 to 1785 code for a protein of 594 amino acids. The transcript is spliced from 4 exons. The record is from RefSeq and is a predicted model, not a curated record.
AUGCUCUCAUUCAAUUCAAAAAGUUCUUCCACUGCGCAAACAGCACAGAAACCUGCUAGGGCUUGGUGGAAAGAAAGCACUGUCUACCAAAUAUACCCGCCAUCAUUCAAGGACUCAAACGGAGACGGCAUCGGCGAUCUUCAAGGGAUCAUUUCGAAGCUUGAUUAUAUUCAAGGGCUAGGCGUCGAUAUUGUCUGGCUAAGUCCAAUCUUCACCUCCCCACAAGUUGACAUGGGCUAUGAUAUUUCCGACUAUUACAAUAUCCAUCCCCCAUAUGGAACAGUGGAGGAUGUUGACCGACUUGCUGCUGCGCUUCACGAACGGGGUAUGAAGCUAGUGCUUGAUCUAGUCGCAAAUCAUACUUCGGAUCAGCAUCAUUGGUUUCAAGAAGCAAUAUCGUCACCGUCCAAUCCGUUCCGUGACUGGUAUAUCUGGCGUAAACCGGUAUUUGGCCAGGAUGGGAAACCACAACCACCGAACAACUGGGUUUCGUAUUUCGGAGGAAGUGCAUGGGAAUAUCACGAACCAUCCGGCGAAUAUUACUUGCACCUGUUUGCAAAAGAACAACCCGAUCUGAACUGGGAGAACCCCAAGGUUCGCCGUGCCGUUCACGAUAUAAUUCGAUUCUGGCUUGAAAGAGGCGCUGAUGGUUUCCGCAUGGAUGUCAUCAAUUUCAUCAGCAAGGACCAACGCUUUCCUGAUGCACCUGUUACCAGUGCCGGCCCGUGGCAGAAAGGUGCUAGGCACUAUGCAUGUGGACCAAGGCUUCACGAAUAUUUGCAGGAGAUAGGCCAGAUAUUGAAAGAAUAUGAUGCUUUCUCGGUUGGAGAAAUGCCGGAAGUGAAUGACUGUGAUGAAAUCAUCAAAGCUGUUGGACACAAUCGUGGCGAGCUAAGCAUGAUCUUCCAUUUUGAAAUUGUCUCCCUCGACCACGGUGCUGGUGGCAAGUUUACUUCUAAAACGUGGGACAUGGGUGAACUAAAGCGUGCGGUGUCGAAAUGGCAGACAUUUAUGCACAACCAUCAAGGCUGGAAUGCAUUGUAUCUUGAAAACCAUGAUCAACCUCGUACUGUCUCGCGGUUCGGUUCUGAUGAGCCAGAAAAUCGUGCCAUGUCCGCUAAAAUGCUGGCCAUCUUCUUAGGAUUUCAAAGUGGUACACUCUUCAUUUACCAGGGCCAGGAGCUCGGUAUGCCAAACGUGCCAACGCAUUGGACAAUUGAGCAGUACCGAGAUGUUGAAACGUUAAAUCAUUACAAAGAGAUUAUCACGAGCGGCUCGCCAGGGGUGAGCCUUACUGAGUACCGAUCGAAAUCCAGAGAUAACGCGCGUACGCCUAUGCAAUGGGAUGGUUCGAGCCAUGCCGGCUUUUCGACCGUCCAACCUUGGAUGUCGGUGCAUGAUGAUUAUAGAAAUCUCAAUGCAGCGAUGCAGAUCAACGACGAGCGGAGUGUGUACCGGUUUUGGGCUACUAUCUUGCGACUCCGAAAAGAAUUCCCUGAUACUCUUGUUUACGGCUCGUUUGAGCUCAUUUCGAGUGAUCACCCUGAUGUGUUUGCUUACGUACGGGCCUCAGAGGCAGGUUCCGCUGUGAUUGUUACCAAUUUCCGUCCCCGAGAAGUGAAUUGGGUACCCCCAGACAUGCUCAGUCGUCGGGUUGGACCCGGAGCCAUUCUCCUCGGAAACUAUCCAGACCGUGCCAUCCGUAGUUUCUCGGGACAGGGAAUUAGCCUUCGUCCAUUGGAGGCAUUUAUAUGGCUAGGAGUGGCUGAAGAGCCUCAUCUGUGAUUGUUUGCUCAAUUGAAUAAGCCCAUGACUAUAUCUGGACUGACCAGCUCACUAACAAUCGGAUAAGUAAACACAUGUGAGUUCGUGUGGCUGUUCAACCGAAAAUUCAUGGAGCCUGU